Trichomonas vaginalis G3 is the source of this 915-nucleotide messenger RNA. Its product is annotated as glycine-rich protein family. The transcript has a single exon. Lineage: Eukaryota; Parabasalia; Trichomonadida; Trichomonadidae. The record is from RefSeq and is a predicted model, not a curated record. Bases 1 to 915 code for a protein of 304 amino acids.
AUGAGCAAAACAUUUACCCAAAUAUCUGAUGAUCCCAAACCAUUUACACUCGAAAAUGGAAAAUGGUUAUUUCGGAUUUGGGGUGCACAAGGUGGCAUCCUUACCAAUCAAGAUUGUUGCAAGGGAGCAUAUUCUGAAGGCAUAUUCAUUGCAGAAACAUCUGUUACACUAUACUACUUCGUUGGUUCCAAGGGAAGUUGCUCCACUUCAAAACUUCUAACAACAAAAUUUCAAGGAGGAAGUAAUGCCAUUGGCUCCAAAUAUUGGAAAUCAUGUACAGGUGGAUCUGCAACAUUUAUUAGUCGCGAUAAAGAGGCUACCAAACUCCUACUAAUUUCAGGUGCCGGCGGAGGAAUGGGUUCACCAAGUACUUUUUAUGGUGGCAUUGGAGGUCCUUUUGCGGGUGAUGGUCACGGGCAAGCAAGUAUGAUUGAAGUAAGUAAAGCAAUAUUAUCUAGAGGAAAAGGAGCUACUUAUUCUCGACCAGGAGAUGGUGGAUAUUACGCAGGGACAAAUACUUAUUCUGCAUGCAAUGCAACAACUGGAAAUUUUUUGAAAGGUGGUGAUGCGAAAUCCUCUGCUGCGGGAUCCUCAGGCGGCGGCGGAUCUGGUUAUUAUGGGGGCGGUGGCGGUGCUGAUAUAGCAGGUGGAGGAGGUGGAAGUAGCUAUGCUUCUCCUGAUCUCUAUAACGUAAUUUUACUCGGUGGAGAUAGACCGUUUAAAUCUCCAUCUGGGUCUAUUGAAACCGGUCAUACAGGUGAUGGCUACAUCAUCAUUGAACCAACUAAUCCAUUUACCAUUGAUCGCCCAAAAGUUAUAUGUGAUGUUAGCAAAUACUGUUAUUGUCAUUUUAACUUUGCAUAUUAUAUCGUUUUUACCUUUAUUGAUAAAAUUAUUCCUCUUGGAUUGUUCUGA